Molecule: messenger RNA, 3230 nt
Organism: Myripristis murdjan (pinecone soldierfish)
Lineage: Eukaryota; Metazoa; Chordata; Actinopteri; Holocentriformes; Holocentridae
Gene: zfand4
Product: zinc finger, AN1-type domain 4
Exons: 10
Coding region: 607-2814 (735 amino acids)
Molecular function (GO): zinc ion binding; protein binding
Source: RefSeq, a predicted model, not a curated record
CUAGAUGUUCAUUAGCUUACUUUUAGACAGUAACAUAUUUUCGGCAACGUGUGUGGGUUAAAAGGAUUUGUUUGUUUUGGAUCUCCAGUUGGGUUUGAUCUGGUUUGUCUCAAGGUUGACUUUUCCCUUUGACACGAAAGGUAGGAUUGUCGUCCCGCCUCCUUGUUUUCAUUGGCCACCCGGAACUUCCGCCUCACCGUUCGUGCCGCUCAAUGGUGGUUCCGAGUGUCAAUCAAAUGGUUAUAAAGGUUUUGUUCAGCCUCUUCUUCUGACAGGUGUGAUGAUGUCUCCAACAAGAAGACCACGACGACCCCGGCCUACAAGCUAGCUCAGUUCGCCAGUGCUUAGUUCCUACUUUUAGGACUAAAUGCGAAGAAAUGCUGCCUGGUUUUGCACAUAACCUUCGAUAGCCAGACCGGAAUUCAGGGCCGGACCGGACGGACUCCAGCUAGCAGCUCGCUAGCCAUCCACCGAGAAAGCUGUGGUCAUCCUGCACAAUGCAUCACUGUGAGGGCAGUGAGCAGCACCUAUCCCUCUCUCCGUCAUCUUGGGCCGGUCCCCCCAGCUCACCUUUUCCCUGAAGUCCUUCCCUCCUGACCUGCCAAGAUGGCCGACAGGAAGGAGCCACCUUUCUUUAAUGAUGACAGUAUUGGAGCUUUCCACUACAAGCUCCCAUGCUAUGAGACCAUGGAGCUCUUUAUCGAGACCCUGACAGGGACCUGUUUUGAGCUGCGUGUAUCACCCUUUGAAGCUGUUUUUUCAGUCAAGGCAAAGAUCCAGAGGCUGGAAGGUAUCCCUGUUGCCCAGCAACACCUUAUCUGGAACAGUCUGGAGCUCGAUGACGAAUAUUGUCUACAUGACUAUGGCAUUGCAGAGGGCUGCACUCUGAAGCUGGUCUUGGCUAUGAGGGGAGGCCCCAUCAACACCAGGAGAGUGACCAUGGAGGACUCUAUGAAAGAUGUUGCUGACCUGAUGGAGGGCACCAGGGAAGAAAGCUGGGAGAAAAACUUGGCCAACAAGCAGGUGACUUUCCUGGUGUACCGUGAGGGUGAUCAGCUUAACUUCUUCCGGGUGGUGGACAGAGGAGACGGCACCCUGACUCCCCUCUCUGAACCUUUGAGUGGUGGCUCAGUGUAUAAUAUGUACACUGAGGACGAGGAAGAUGGGGAGAGUUCUGCAGCUGCACAACAGAGCCUUGAGAACUCCAUCACCAUGAACAAAAUGAAGCUACUCAAAGCCAAGAUGGAGGACAUGAACCUCAACAAGAAGCCUAAAAAGUGCGCCAAGUUGAAACCACGGCCCCCUGUCAGCUCCCAUCCAUGCAGUGGCCCCCUGGGGCCCUCUAGCACACGACACCAUCAUCGCCUCUUUCGUGUGCUACCCCAGAUUAACCAGCCCCGGCACUCGAACACACAACUACCUCCAGUCAGAGACAAAGAAUCCGUCACCCCCUCCCCUCCCUCUGCUGCUGCCUCCUCUGCUCACCUGUCAAUCACCAGAAGGAUCCCUCCAUCUUUCUCCUCCUCUUCCUGUUACAUGCUUCAGGAGGAGGAGCCAUGGGAGCCAUGUCCACCUUUUACAAAGAUCCGUCCCCCUCCCAAAGUGUCGCGGCUGGACGUCGGCAGUACCAGGUUGAUGAGGGACUGUGUGUACCCGCAGCUCCCUCCACUGUCUACCAGGGGGCAACCUGAGAGCACCUUCGAUGCAGCUGAGCCUGCAGGGGACACAAUUGGGCUGGGAGUGUUGGAGGAGGCUGCUGGACUGGUGGAGCCAACACAGCCCGGAGCUCCAUUUGGGGAUCUACUGUCAGACCCUCUAAGUCUGGAUGUGUCCACCCAACUAGAGGGAGGCCUGCAGUCCCUGGAGGUGGGGGCGCAGCACCAGCUGCCCUCUUCCCCCUCCCUGCUCAGCACCUGGACACUAGGGACUACCGAUAGGCUCACCAGCAGAGCUGAUAGGAUGCAACUUAGCAGCUCGUUGCAUGUUAGCUCUCAGUCUCCAUUGCCCACCUCUCCAUCCACCGCUACCCGACAACUGCCUCAGCCAUUUGAUUUCACUGGUUCCUCCUUACAGCCCAACCCUCAAGCACAACCCUCAGCACAGGUGAAGCCAGACACUACAUCCCCUCACUCCUCCUCUACCUCCUCCAUCUCUCUGCCACGACUUCAUGGUAUCAAAGUGGAAUCGCCUGGCAAGAGGCCGGAGAUUAUCUCUAAGAGCGAGGCAAGAGGCAUCACUAAAUUGGCCAACCAAGCCUGUAAGGAGCCACUGGGGUCUCUGAGCAACUCUGAGCUCCUGGCCUCUCUCUCUACAAGGGCUGCAGGUAGCAGCAGCACGGAAGGACUGGCACAGAGUGUGGGACUCGCUUUGGCAUUGCCUACUGCCAGUGCCUCAGGACAGGGCAUCCUAAACACUAAGCCACCCGCCAUUCCAAACAACAUGCUCCUUCAGGAUGAUCUAAUGAGACAAAUGUCUCCCUUGCACAGAGCAACAGCUUCUUACAUGGCUACCAACACUCUUGCAUCAGCUGGGGUAGCCCCCACUUCUGUUAGGAGAAUAGGCACUCCGACAUACCACCUACCUCCAGUCAAGGCUCCCAUAGGCAGCAAGAAGAAGAGCUCCAAGCACUGCUUCCUUUGUGGAAAGAAGACUGGCCUGGCCACCAGCUACGAGUGCAGAUGUGGCAACAACUUCUGUGCUACCCACCGCUAUGCAGAGACCCAUGACUGCACAUACGACUACAAAAGUGCUGGACGCCGCUUCCUGCAAGAGACCAACCCCCUCAUCAGUGCUCCCAAGCUGCCUAAGAUCUAGACCCUACAAACCUUCACUCCACUUAUAAACUGAGGGACGAUCUGAAGAACUACAGGUUAAACUCAAUGAAUGAAUGAACCAGUGAACAUUUACAAAGAGUCUGCUAAGUCUUCUCUAGCAGAGAGAAAGAACUUAAUCACCGCUGUGUGCUUUUUAUCACCCAAGUUUGCUUAAAAUUUAACUAAUUACAAAAAAAAAUUCUGAAAUGCCAAGUGUGAACAAAUAAUUAAAUCAAAACGGCACAGACCUAAUUAUCACUUCUGGAUAAUGUGAAGAUAAACUUUAUCCUUAUUUCCAGUUCCAGUUAUUUCCAUAGUUCUUUUCCCAUUGUAAAAAAAAAAAAAAAAAACGAAAAACAAAACAAAAAAAGCUGUGCAUGUAUAUAGGUAGUUUUUGAAAAAUGUCUGUUGCACGUU